CUGAAAAAACACCACACAUAACACACCUGUUUCGCAGGCUUAGUCAAGAUUAACCGCACUUAGGACGGCGUAAUGGCGCUGUUAAUUCGCCGGUAUCGGAUUUAUGGUUUUGCGUCGCCGUUAAUUAGGUGCUUCAGGUCAGAAGCAGCAUUAAAAGCAUUGGGUAAAGCAUCUGAAGACAAAAUCCCAAACCUAAUCCUCUACAAUUAUCCUUCAUUUUCCGGUGCUUUUGCUGCACUUUUCGCUCACCUCUAUCACUCUCGUCUCAACAUUCCUUACCUCGUCUUGCCUUUCUCUUCCGUUGAACCCUUCAGAGUUGAAGACUUGUGCAUUGAUGGGCUGCAAAAUUGUUACUUCCUUGAUUUUGUUGGUCCAAAAGGAUUUGCAGUGGAGCUUGCUCGUCGGACCUCAUGCCAGAUAGUAGGGUUUGAUCACCGGAAGUCCGUGCUAUCCAACAUCCCUUUGAAUCAAAAUUCUGGUGGGAGUCUCACAUUUCAUGUCAACCUUGAGAAAAGUAGUUCCGUUGCUGUUUAUGAACAUUUCUCUUCUAGGCUUUCAGAGGGGGAUGCUAUCAGCUUGCUAAACUCUACUUUUCAAGAUCGAGUUGAAAAUGUUCUAAAAUAUAUAGAGGAUGGAGAUCUUCACAGGUGGAGUUUGCCUGAUAUUAGGGCCUUUGGGAUUGGAAUUAACCACUGGCGUUCAAAAUUGAAUUGCAUCACUAAUCCACAAAUGUAUGAACAGCUAAUGGGGAUUUGCACCGAUGAUUUGAUUGCGAAUGGAAACUCCCAUAUUUCAAAUAGACUAGCUGCUGCAAACAAAUUGCUGGAUAAGUUUUUCAAAAUUCGGCUGGGGAGAGGACUUUAUGGUGAAUGCUUGGGGGUUAGAGCUGAUGGAAAUUCAGACUUAAGUGAUGAAAUUGGCAAGGAACUAAGCAAGAAAAGUGCUGCAGCUGGACUCAGGCCUAUAGGAGCAGUCAUAUACCUUCAGCGGAAGAAUCUCAAGAUGUGUUUGAGGACUGGAGAUGCUGCUACUGAUACUUCAGAAGUUGCCAAGGCAUAUGGUGGAGGUGGUUCUCCUAGUUCUAGCUCAUUUAUAAUUCGGAUGGAUGAGUAUAACCAGUGGCUCUCAGUGCAUUCAUCCUGAGUGGGGAAACAAUAAAGGGAAUCUACCUGAACCAAGAACAUUGAUCGAGGGGGGAUCUUCAUGUAGUGGCCCAGUUUGAAGUCGCUGAGGAAAGAGACAGCCUGUGACAUACUCAUGUACCCAUAGACUUUGAAGCACACAUUGGCUAUUGGUCUUCCUGGUAGUAUAAUUCCCAUGACAUAUUCUGUGAUUAUGUUCAAGCCUGGGGUCUGCAAAUUAGCAUCAUAAAUAAGAAAUUUGGAAAGAGCUUGAAAUAACAAAGGUGAUGUUGGAUUUGUUCUUGUAAUAAAUCCAACCAGUUUAAGGUAUCAGAUACCCGCCGGGGGUUGCAUAUUGGUAUGUUAAACAAAGAGUGAAUGUUAGUCAUUUAGUAGUGUUUACAGCUUCUGUAAGCUCCAACAACACUACAUUAAGAUUUCAUUUGAACCUCAAUGCUAAUGGCCUAGAAUUUGGCAGAAAACAGUUCAAGCAUGCUAAUCAAUCUGAUAGGCAAAACAUGCUUGUGGUGCUAAAUCUAAGUGUAAGUGUGUCUGCUUUAUCACCUGGUUUGUUGUAGCUGUUAUGAUGCUGAUUGGAAGCGUGAAGAUAAAAGCAAUAGCACUUGCAAAUAUAAGCCCCCACCAUGGCAUCUGGACUUGGUUAUUCAAGAAAAUGCAGAGGAUUAGGGAGACUGCUAGUGUCACCAAAAGCAAUGCAUUAAACCACCAAGAAGAUGCUCGACUUGUAUUUCAUGAUUGACGUAGGUUUUUGGACUUCUUGUGGUAUCUUGAUGAAACCAUAGUCAGAUAAUCAGCAUGCAGACUAUUUGGAUUGUUGGUUGGCGCUCAGCAGUCAGCAGUUGAAAUUAAAGGGAGGAUUUCAAAUUACGUCUUAAAGUUCCUUUGUACUUACUAUUGUAAAAUUAUGCAUACGUUGUUUGUAAACCACAGACAUAUCAAAAGAGGUUUGUCUACUAAGGAUCAACUACCGAAAUGCUAUCAAUGUACAAAUGUGAAUUC
This is a messenger RNA of Lycium ferocissimum, 2141 nucleotides long. RefSeq lists its product as uncharacterized. The record is from RefSeq and is a predicted model, not a curated record. The transcript has 10 exons. The coding region runs from base 73 to 1143 and encodes 356 amino acids. Lineage: Eukaryota; Viridiplantae; Streptophyta; Magnoliopsida; Solanales; Solanaceae.